Molecule: messenger RNA, 2092 nt
Organism: Pocillopora damicornis (cauliflower coral)
Lineage: Eukaryota; Metazoa; Cnidaria; Anthozoa; Scleractinia; Pocilloporidae
Product: integrator complex subunit 9 homolog
Biological process (GO): snRNA 3'-end processing
Cellular component (GO): integrator complex
Source: RefSeq, a predicted model, not a curated record
GGUUAACUCUAAUAAUUCAAAAUGGCGGCUCAAUCAGGACUAGGAUGAACUUAGGAAUCUUUUGGGAAAAUCAAAAUAAACUAUGAAGCUGUAUUCCCUAGGAAGAACCAGCUCGGCGCCAUGUCUCGUACUGCAGUUCAAAGGAGCAAGUAUAAUGUUGGACUGUUCUUUAGAUGUGUCAACUCUGCAGCACUUUAUGCCUCUUUCAUUAGUGAACAAUGAAAGAACAAGUCAGCUAAAACCAUGGACAACCAGGGAACUCCAGGAUAUUGAGGGAUUUUCUGCCCAGAAUAACUUAAAGGAAAUUGGUGGGAAAGUAUUCAUAGAUGAGGAACCAGAAAUUUGCCCUCCAGAGGAUUGUCUGCUGGAUAUUUCCACCAUUGACAUCAUUCUUAUAUCUAAUUACCAUUUCAUGUUGGCAUUACCUUUCAUAACAGAGCAUUCAGGAUUCAAAGGAAAAAUCUAUGCCACUGAACCAACAGUUCAGAUUGGAAGAGAACUAAUGUUAGAGAUGGUGGUGUAUGCAGAGCGAGUUCCAAAAGUGAGCAAAGGAAACAUGUGGAAGGACAAUGAAGUUUUAAGAUGUCUUCCGCCUCCUCUGUGUGACUUAAAGGGGACAAAGUCAUGGAAAGUACUUUACAGCAAAAAAGAUGUAAAGGCUUCAGUAUCAAAGAUUCAGAAUGUUGGAUAUUCAGAGAGAAUUGAUCUGUUUGGUAUUCUAAAGCUCACUCCCCUCAGUUCUGGAUAUUGUUUGGGAAGCUGUAACUGGGUCAUAGAAUCUGACUAUGAAAAGGUCAGUUAUAUUUCUUGUUCAUCGACAUUCACCACUCAUCCUCUUCCAAUGGACCAGUCCAUGCUGAAGAACAGUGAUGCCUUAAUUAUGACUGGUAUCACACAAGCUCCCACUGCAAACCCUGAUGCCAUGCUGGGGGAAUUCUGCACUCACCUAGCUACCACUUUACGAAAUGGAGGAAAUGUUCUUGUGCCUUGCUGCCCCUCUGGUGUUCUGUAUGAUCUUUUUGAGUGUUUGUACUCAUAUAUGGAUGGUGCCAAUCUUUCAGCCAUCCCUAUCUACUUCAUCUCUCCCGUUGCAGAUAGUUCUUUAGCUUACUCUAAUAUUUUUGCAGAGUGGCUUUGUCAGAGUAAGCAAAGCAAAGUUUAUCUACCAGAGCCACCAUUUCCACAUGCUGAGCUUGUGAAAGCAAACCGUCUGAAACACUUUCCCAGCAUCCAUGAUGGAUUGAGCAGUUGUUUCAAGACGCCCUGUGUCGUAUUUACUGGACAUCCAUCGUUAAGAUAUGGAGAUGUAGUGCACUUCAUGGAACUUUGGGGAAAAUCAAAUGGAAACACUGUUAUAUUCACUGAGCCAGAGUUUCCAUACCUCGAGGCUCUUGCUCCAUAUCAACCUCUAGCAAUGAAGGCUUGUUACUGUCCGAUUGAUCCAAGACUUAAUUUUACACAAGCUAACAAACUUAUUCGUGAACUUCAGCCAGGUCAGCUUGCUAUACCGGACACAUACACCAGAGCACCGGAUUUAUUGCCGCACAGAACAGACUUAACCAUUCAAGAUACGGAGUGCAAGAUCUCGACGUUUAGCCAUUUGGAUGUUCUAUCGCUGUCGGUGAAAAGAGAGUUUGAGAAAGUUGUCUUAUCGAACGAGUUGGCCAGCGGGCUCCACCCUCAGGAAGUGAGACCUGGUAUCGCAGUAACCACUGUUACGGGAACCUUGGUAUCGAAAGACAACAGAUACACUCUUGAACCGUUAGAUCUGACGGGCGACGGAUUUAACAAGACAAAGGAUUCAAAGGCGGAAUCUAAAACAGGCCAGAAGUCCUGUCAUUUAUGGGGGAGCGUACUCGUGGAAGAUCUCGUAAAGUCUUUAGCGAAGCGUGGUAUUGAGGACGUUAACGUGGAUUCUGAUCACGGGGGACACACUCUCCACUUGACCCAGCAUGAUGCUAUGAUUCAACUGGACCGUAGUGGGACGCAUAUUAUCACGCACGGAAACGAGGCUCUUAGAAUCGACAUCCGGGAUUCAAAAGCACACGAUUCAUUUCGUCCGCUUCUAAUCAAUCCAGCUACCAAUGUUUAA